Molecule: messenger RNA, 3273 nt
Organism: Marasmius oreades (fairy-ring Marasmius)
Lineage: Eukaryota; Fungi; Basidiomycota; Agaricomycetes; Agaricales; Marasmiaceae
Exons: 13
Coding region: 1-3273 (1090 amino acids)
Biological process (GO): oligosaccharide metabolic process; protein N-linked glycosylation
Cellular component (GO): endoplasmic reticulum membrane
Molecular function (GO): Glc3Man9GlcNAc2 oligosaccharide glucosidase activity
Source: RefSeq, a predicted model, not a curated record
AUGGCCUCUGAUACUGUCAAGAAAGUCCAUGAGAAGCUCUUUGGUAAAUCUUCCUCCACCAGUCAGCCCAUCGAUGGUCUCCCGACUCAAGAGCGCGUCGAGUCUCCUCUUAAGAUUGAUAUUCCUAAACCUCCUACCGCUCCCUCUCUUCCGAAGGCCCAAAAGUCGGAACAAACCCCACCAGCUGCGGCUGCACCAGCCCAGGAUACACCACUAUGGCGUGCUCGACUCUCUUCCAAGCUAGGUCCCGACUACAAAGGCGCGGAAAGGUAUCGCCUACAACAGGACGACAAGCGAGAACGCCACUGGAAGCGAUGGGGACCGUACCUCAGCGAUCGUCAAUGGGCGACGGUACGCGAAGAUUAUUCUGAAAAUGGUGAUGCUUGGAGUCAUUUCCCCCAUCAGCACGCUCGUUCCCGCGCAUAUAGAUGGGGAGAGGACGGCCUCAUGGGCAUCUCAGACAAUCAUCAGCGUCUUUGCUUCUCUGUCAGCCUCUGGAAUGGUGAAGAUCCCAUUCUCAAGGAACGUCUAUUCGGUGUCACCGGUCAUCAAGGCAACCAUGGAGAGGACGUCAAAGAGCUUUAUUACUAUCUAGACUCUACUCCAACUCACUCGUACAUGAAGGGUUUAUACAAGUAUCCUCAGCGUCGUUAUCCGUAUGAGCAGCUCGUUUCGGAGAAUCAGAAUCGUGGUCGUGACGUUAGCGAAUACGAGAUUCUUGACACCGAUGCCUUCGACGACGACCGCUACUGGGAUGUUUUUGUCGAAUAUGCAAAGGAUGAAGACGAUCCAGAUAAUCUCUACAUUCGUGUCACCUGCUACAACAGAGGUCCAGACCCUGCGACGCUCCAUGUAAUCCCGCAGCUUUGGUUUCCAAAUAACUGGUCUUGGCCUUUGGAGAAGCCCGAAAUGCCUUCUUUGACUGCUCACAGCCGUCAUGGAGUCAACUACGUCUCAGUGAAGCAUCCCUCUCUUGGACGUACCCAUCUCUACUGUCUCCCUUCACCUCCUCCUGUUGGUCCUACUGGUAACUUUGAAGGUGACGGUGACGAAGCUGUCGAUCCUGAAUUUCUUUUCACGGAGAACAAUACCAACUUUAGUAGGCUGUACGGCGGCCAGAACGAUACACCCCAUGUUAAAGAUGCUUUUCAUGAUCACAUCAUUCCUUCCCAUCGCCCUCCUGCUAGUGAUUCUCAAGAGGACAUGUUCUCUCAAAAGAUCCGUUCUCGCACCUACUCUUCUUACGGCUCUGAACCUUCUGAUGGUCCAGAGGAAGGGCCAUGCACACCUUUUCCCAUUGGCCCUUCCUUCGUUAAUCCAGACAAAGUCGGCACCAAAUUUGGGGCCCACUAUGUGUUCCGUGAUGUUCCCGGCCAAGGUGGUUGCGCUGUUGUGCGGCUCAAACUGACGCCUUUAUCAAUCAAGAAAGAUCCCAGUAUUGAGGAUGAGGCAAUUUUCGACGACGCAAUUGAGGAGCGCAGACAGGAAGCAGACGAGUUUUAUGCUUCAUUAGUCCUUGGUCCGAUGAGCGAUGACUUUAAGCAGAUUAUGAGACAAGCACUCGGUGGCAUGCUUUGGACGAAACAGUUUUAUCAGUUCAUUCAACAAGAAUGGUUAUCUGGCGAUCCCGCUCAGCCACCACCAUCUCCAGAGCGCAAAUCUGUUAGGAACCAGGAAUGGCGCCACCUGCAUAUUGCUGACAUUCUUUCUAUGCCUGACAAAUGGGAAUAUCCCUUCUUUGCUGCUUGGGAUACCGCUUUCCAUUGCCUUCCGCUAGCGGUUGUUGAUCCUGCCUUCGCUAAGAAACAGCUUGAUUUACUCACGAGGGAAUGGUAUAUGAAACCGGAUGGUCAACUACCCGCUUAUGAGUGGAACUUUAGUGAUGUGAAUCCUCCUGUCCAUGCAUGGGCUACAUUCCGUGUCUUCAAGAUUGAGCGCAAGUUAUUUGGUAACGAGGAUGUCGCCUUCCUUGAACGCGUCUUUCAGAAGCUUCUUGUCAAUUUUACCUGGUGGGUAAACCGCAAGGAUCAAGGUGGAAGUAAUGUCUUCGAAGGAGGUUUUUUGGGUUUGGACAAUAUUGGUGUCUUCAACCGCUCGGAGCCACUGCCUACAGGAGGCACGCUUCGACAGGCCGACGGAACCGCGUGGAUGGCUUUCUACUGUUUGAAUAUGCUCAGUAUUGCACUCGAACUUGCAAAACAUAAUCAUGUCUACGAGGAUAUCGCGUCAAAAUUCUUCGAGCACUUUUUGUUCAUUGCGGACGCCAUGACAUACAAAGAGGGCGACAAUGAACUGAGUUUAUGGAAUGAGGAAGACGGAAUGUAUUACGAUGCCAUCGUCUUUGGACCUGGAAAUUCAAUGCAACUUCCUGUCCGAAGUCUGGUUGGGCUGAUCCCUUUGUAUGCAACUCUGGUACUGGAACCUACGGACUUAAGCCGGUUCCCUGGAUUCAAGAAACGGAUGGAAUGGUUCAUUGAGAACCGCCCUGAAGUGUCUUCGAGAAAUAUGGCAAACAUGAGGACAAGAGGCAAGGAACAACGCUCGUUGCUUGCUCUGGCUAGCAAGGAGAGAUUAAUCAAGAUUCUGGAGAAGAUGCUCGACGAGGACGAGUUCUUCAGUGAGCAUGGUAUUCGAUCACUUUCAAAAAUGCACAAAGACCACCCUUGGGGUAUGGACGUUCACGGCCAGCGGUAUGAAGUGGGCUAUUGGCCAGGUGACUCUCGUUCUGGUAUGUUUGGCGGAAAUUCGAACUGGAGAGGACCUAUCUGGCUUGCGACCAAUUUCUUACUGAUUGAAAGCCUCCAACGGUUCUAUCAAUAUUAUGGCGAUGAUUUCCAGGUUGAAUGCCCAACUGGGAGUGGAGACUACAUGAAUCUUGUUUCUGUUGCGGAGGAAAUUCAACAUCGCAUUAUUCACAUUUUUGGGCGCGAUAUGAAUGGACGUCGGGCUACGAACGGUGGAAACCCGAAGUUGGAUCAUGACCCUCACUUCCGUGACUAUGUAUGGUUCCACGAAUUCUUCCAUGCUGAUGACGGCCGCGGGCUUGGGGCAUCUCAUCAAACUGGAUGGUCUGGACUUGUUGCAUAUCACAUCUUGCAGAGUGGAAACACUUGUCGACUACCUAAGACUCCCAGAACCCCGCGAAGUACCGCUAGACAUUAUUUUGAUGAUUCUUUUUCUGAAUUCGGGGAUGAGGGCAAGUCGCCGUACAGCACUAUGAGUGGUUGGGAGCGCAAAAGUACUCUGGGUGACAUUUCUCCUGAUGCUUUGUAA